Messenger RNA from Amphiprion ocellaris (clown anemonefish), 8926 nucleotides. It is a transcript of the gene col6a4a, whose product is annotated as collagen, type VI, alpha 4a. The transcript is spliced from 43 exons. Gene Ontology annotation, molecular function: serine-type endopeptidase inhibitor activity. The record is from RefSeq and is a predicted model, not a curated record. NCBI's taxonomy places the organism in Eukaryota, Metazoa, Chordata, Actinopteri, Pomacentridae. Bases 171 to 8459 code for a protein of 2762 amino acids.
CGUUUCUGCAGGAACCAGAAUGCACCUCCACACAUGGCUGCAGGACUGGUGUGUUCAGCGUGCAGAGGACGAGGACGCAGAGCGGCAGAUCUGUUCUUCAGAGUGUCUGAGCCUCCUCGAGUGUCCUCGAGCCAGAACCAGGAAGGAAGUAACCCGAGAGCCAUCCCAUCAUGGAGGGGAGGCGGCGUCUUCUGCUCUGCCUCGUCGCUGCAGCGUGUUUCUAUGGCAACGCCGCUCAGAGGACAGUGUGCACACAAGAGGCCGUGGCCGACAUCGUGUUCAUGGUGGACGGCUCGUGGAGCAUCGGCAUGGAGAACUUCGAGCAGAUCCGCCAGUUCCUCCACACGCUGGUGAACAGCUUCGACGUCGGCCCCGAUCACGUCCGCAUCGGCUUGGUGCAGUACAGCACCGACCCACGCACUGAGUUCCUGCUCAACACCUUCCAGAACAAGAAGGACAUCCUGCACUACAUCAGCAGGCUGCCGUACCUGGGCGGUGGCACUCACACCGGCAGAGGCCUGGACUUCAUGCUGAGGAACCACUUUGUGGAGGCCGCCGGGAGCCGGGCUGGGCAGAAGGUGCCGCAGAUCGCCGUGGUGAUCACCGACGGAAAAUCUCAAGACAUGGUGGAGUUCCACGCCGAGGAGCUGAGGAAGAGGGGCAUCGUCUUGUACGCCAUUGGUAUCAAAGAAGCAGACGAAGAUCAGCUGAAGGAGAUCGCCAACGAGCCGCACAGUCAGCACGUGUACAGCGUGUCGGACUUCGCCGCUCUGCAGGGGAUUUCUCAGAGCAUCGUCCAGACACUGUGCACGACUGUAGAGGAGGCCAAACGACAGCUCCUGCAGCUGUCACAAGAAUGUGCCAAAGCCAGCGUGGCCGACAUCGUCUUCCUGAUUGACGGCUCCUCGAGCAUCGGCAUCUCUAACUUUCAGGAAAUUAGGCGGUUCCUCCGCAGCGUCGUCUCAGGCCUCGACAUCGGUGCCGACAAAGUUCGUGUCGGCGUUGCUCAGUACAGCGAUGAGCCCUACCAGGAGUUCCUAUUGAAGGACCACAUGGACAAACAGUCCUUGUUGACCGCAGUGGACACAUUUCAGUACCGGACAGGAGGCACGGAGACCGGCGAGGCCAUCGACUUCCUCCUGAACCAGUACUUCACGGAGGAUGCGGGCAGUCGAAUCAAUCAGCGAGUGCCUCAGAUCGCCGUGGUCAUCACAGACGGCGACUCCACUGAUGAUGUCGUAGCACCGGCUGUACGCCUGAGGCAGCGCGGGGUGAUCGUGUUCGCUAUCGGGGUGGGAAAGGCCAACCCAACGGAGCUGGAGGCCAUUGCCAACCGCCCCUCGCAGCGCUUCAUGUUCACCAUCGACAACUACGAGGCUCUGCAGAGGCUGACGGAUGGUCUGCUGCAGACUGUGUGCAUCUCCAUGGAGGACCAGAGGCAAGCCUUGGCAGAAAAGUUUGCCGACAUUUUCUUCCUGGUGGACAGUGGCAUCUCUCAGACCGAUUUCCAGCAGGUCCGGAACAUCCUCAUGCGACUCACUAAUCAGCUGACCUUCAGCGCCUCGGCCCACCACCUCGGACUGGCCCAGUACAGUCAGGACACCAAGGUGGAGUUUCUGCUUAACACCUUCCAAAGCAAAGAUGAGAUACAGGGCGCAAUCAAACGCUUCCGCCUGCCCCGGCUUCAGACCAAUGAGCCUCGCAAUCUGGGUGCCGCCCUGCAAUACGCCAGCACGAACUUCUUCACCAGCGCUGCCGGGAGCCGGGCGGACCAGGGCUACCGACAGUACCUGGUGGUUCUCAGCGGGAAGGACUCGGAUGAUCAGGUGUACAAACAGUCCCGUCUGAUCAAAUCAGAAGGUGUAACUGUGGUGGGGAUGAGCCUCGGUGCCUCGAUGAAUGAAAUCCGUCUGAUCUCCACGGCGCCGUACGUCUACCCGUCCAUCAGCAACGCAGUGCCUACACUGAGGAGUAUCUUUGAAACAGAGGUGGAAAACACCACGCUGUCUGGAGAUUGCAAAGCUGCCAAACUGGCUGACAUCGUUUUCAUCGUCGACGAGUCCGGAAGCAUCGGAGUCGCCAACUUCCAGCUGGUUCGUACGUUCCUGCACUCGAUCGUCAGCGGCCUGGAGAUCAGUCCGACCAGAGUCCGAGUGGGCAUCGUGAUGUACAACGACCGGCCCACGGCGCAGGUCUACCUCAACACCUUCAACGACAAGGACGAGCUGCUCAAGUUCAUCAAAAUCCUGCCGUACCACGGCGGCGGAACCAACACCGGAGCCGCCCUGAAGUUUGCCCGCGAGAGCGUCUUCAUCAAGCAGCGAGGAAGCAGGAAGGACAAGGGCGUCCAGCAGGUGGCGGUGGUCAUCACGGACGGAGAGUCGCAGGAUGACGUGAGCCAACCAGCGGCUGACCUCCGUCGCGCCGGAGUCACUGUUUACUCUGUAGGUGUCAAAGAUGCCAACAAGGUUCAACUGGUGGAGAUGGCGUCGCAUCCGCCCAAUAAACACAUGUUCAUCGUAGACACUUUCGCCAAACUGAAGUCUAUGGAGCAGAGUCUGCAGAAAAUCCUGUGCUACAACAUCAUUCGACAGGCGGUCUCAGUCAACACCAGAAGAACCGGCAUCAAAGAAGGUUGUGUACAAACGGAUGAAGCAGACAUCUUCUUCCUCAUUGACCACUCAGGAAGCAUUUAUCCCACUGACUUCCAGGACAUGAAGAAGUUCAUCAUCGAGUUCCUGCACACCUUCCGCAUCAGCCCACAACAUGUUCGCCUGGGGGUUGCAAAGUAUGCAGAUUCUCCAAAUUUAGAAUUCGACCUGACGACCUACUCGGACAUGAAGUCCCUGGAGAAGGCUGUGAAAGACAUCAGGCAGAUAGGAGGCGGCACAGAGACGGGGCGAGCACUGGAGUUCAUGGGUCCAUACUUUGACAGAGCGAUGGCGUCUCGCGGUCACAAAGUGUCGGAGUACCUGGUGGUCAUCACUGACGGGAAAUCCUCCGACGAGGUCAAGGCUCCAGCAGAGAAGCUGAGAUCGCAGGGUGUCAUCGUCUACUCCAUCGGGGUGAAGAAUGCAGACAUGGAGGAGCUGCGAGAGAUUUCUGGCGACCCUAAGAGGACGUUCUUUGUCAACAAUUUUGACGCCCUGAAGCCCAUCAAAGAUGACAUCAUCACAGACAUCUGCUCCCAGGACGCCUGCAAAGACAUACCAGGUGACCUCCUGUUCCUGAUCGACAGCUCAGGGAGCAUCUACCCACAAGACUACAACAAAAUGAAAGACUUCAUGAAAUCCGUCAUCGGUAAGUCCUUCAUUGGCCAGAACAAGGUGCACGUCGGAGUCAUGCAGUUCAGCACCAUCCAGAAACUCGAGUUCCCCCUCAACCGCUUCUACAGCAAGGAGGAAAUGUCAAAAGCCAUCGACAAUAUGCAGCAGAUCGGCGGAGGAACGCACACAGGAGAAGCCAUCACAGACGUGUCUCAGUACUUUGAUGCCUCCAGAGGAGGACGUCCAGACCUGCGGCAGAGACUGGUGGUGAUUACAGACGGAGAGGCCCAGGACGAAGUCAGACGCCCCGCUGCAGCUCUGAGAGCCAAGGGAGUGAUGGUCUACGCCAUCGGAGUGGUGGACGCCAACACCACACAGCUGCUGGAGAUCAGCGGCUCCCCGGACAGGAUGUACGCUGAGAGGGACUUCGACGCUCUGAAGGACCUGGAGAGUCAGGUGGCCUUGGAGCUGUGUGAUCCAGAGAGAGACUGUAAGAAGACAGAAAAAGCUGACAUUAUUUUCCUUGUGGACGGUUCUACAAGCAUCACCUUGCAGAAAUUCAGAAACAUGCAAAAGUUCAUGGAGUCGAUGGUGAACCAGACGACCGUCGGCAAAGACCUGACUCGCUUCGGUGUCAUCCUCUACUCCAACGACCCAACAUCUAUCUUCACUCUGAACCAGUACAGCUCCAGGAAGGAGGUUUUGAAAGCGAUAUCGGACCUUAAGUCCCCGUACGGAGACACCUACACCGGAAAGGCUUUGGAUUACUCUCUGCAGUUCUUUAACGCUCAACAUGGCGGUCGAGCAGCGCUGCAGGUGCCGCAGAUUCUCAUGGUGAUCACAGACGGAGACGCUACUGACCGCAACAGUCUGGUGGCGCCGUCUCUGGCGCUGCGAAACAGCGGAGUGAGUGUUUUCAGUAUCGGAGUGGAAGGAGCUAAUAUGACGCAGCUGGAGAUCAUGGCCGGUUAUGACAGGUCCAAAGUUUUCUACGUGGACAAUUUUGAUGCCCUGGAGACUCUGUACAAGAACAUCACUCAUGUCCUCUGCAACUCCACCAAGCCAGCUUGUGAGAAACAGAAGGCUGACCUGGUUUUCCUGAUUGAUCAGUCUGGCAGCAUCGCUUCAACCGACUAUACCAUCAUGAAGAAGUUCACCACCGAACUUAUCAGCAGUUUUAAAGUCAGCGAGGAUUUGGUUCGCGUUGGAUUGGCCCAGUUCAGCAGCAACUUCCAGAAUGAGUUCUACCUCAACCAGUUCUACGCCGAGAAGGCCAUGUCCCAGCACAUCCUCAAAAUGCGGCAGCUUGGCGGAGGAACAAACAUCGGCCUCGCGCUGGACUCCAUCAGGGAAUACUUCGAGGCGUCUCGGGGCUGCCGCAUAUCUGCUGGGAUCUCCCAGAACCUGGUGCUGAUCACAGACGGCGAAUCGCAGGACGACGUUGAAGACGCUGCCGAUCGCCUCAGAGCUCUGGGGAUUGAAGUGUUUGCCAUCGGCAUCGGAAACGUCCACGAUCUGGAGCUGCUGCAGAUCACCGGCACACCGGAGAGGCUGUUCACGGUGGAGAACUUCGGCAGCUUAGAGAAGAUCAAGCAGAAGGUGGUCAACACCAUCUGCAAGUCCAGACCUAUCAGUAUUAUCUCAAGUUGCAGCAUCGACAUCGCCAUGGGAUUUGACAUUUCUCAAAGACGUGGACUUCCUGGUGAGACGCUGAUCAGCGGCCACAGCAAACUCCAGACCUUCCUGCCAGAGAUCGCCCAUUACGUUUCCUCGGUACCAGGCCUGUGCUGCACCGGCCCCGCCCCCAUCAGCACCAACAUCGCCUACCGAGUGGUGGGCCGUGACGGACGAUCGCUGUACGACUUCAACUUCGAGGGCUACAGCGAGGACGUCGUAAAGAAGGUCAUGACCCUGAGUCUGACGGAGCCCACUUACUUCAACACCGCCAUGCUGAAGUCCUUCGGAGAGAAGUUCAAGGCCCAGUCCGGAGCUGGUGUGAAGGUGCUGCUGAUUUUCUCAGAUGGACUUGACGAAGACGUGAUGAAGCUGGAGCAGGAAUCAGAGCUGCUGCGACAGUCCGGCGUCAGCGCUCUGCUCACUGUGGCCCUGGAGGGAGUUCGUGAUGUCGCCCAGCUGCAGAUGGUGGAGUUCGGCCGAGGGUUCGGCUACAGACUCCCUCUGAGCAUCGGCAUGCCGAGCAUCGGCAGCACCGUCCUCAAACAGAUUGACACGGUGUCGGAUCGGGAAUGCUGCAACGUCAUGUGCAAAUGUUCAGGACACGAAGGAAUCCGCGGCUCUCGGGGGCUUCCAGGCUCAAAGGGUGUGUCCGGACAGAAGGGUUACUCUGGCUUCCCAGGAGAGGAGGGCGUCGCUGGCGAUCGGGGGAGUCCUGGACCGAGUGGACCUCAGGGUGUCCAGGGCUGCUCUGGACGCAGAGGACUGAAGGGCUUUCGAGGUCUGCGGGGGAACCGGGGAGAAGACGGAGAGGACGGACUGGACGGAGUCAACGGAGAACAGGGAGUGACGGGAGCCGACGGAGGCCGAGGAGAGCGAGGAAACCCUGGAAGCCCAGGUAUCCCAGGUAUCCAAGGAGAGGCGGGACUCAAAGGACAGCGAGGACUUAGAGGAGAUCCGGGAGAGCCGGGUGCUGAUAACAACUUGCCAGGAGCCAAAGGAGACCCUGGAAAUGCAGGUUUACCGGGUAUUCCUGGACCAGAUGGGCGGCCAGGUGAGAGCGGAAUUGUCGGAAACCCGGGUCAAAAUGGAAGAAGAGGCCCUCCGGGUGAGAAGGGUGCAGCUGGAGAGCCGGGAGCUGCAGGACUGCAGGGCAUCCCAGGUCCUUCAGGUUCACAGGGCACCAGAGGGGUCGGAGGUCAGCCUGGACCCAGAGGAGUCCCCGGCCUUCCUGGACCUCAGGGUGGACCAGGAUCAGUCGGAGGCCCCGGAGCAGCCGGACGCCGAGGUGGUAACGGACAAAAGGGCCAACCAGGAGACCCCGGUGAUAAAGGUGUUCCAGGACCACUAGGACCCAGAGGAAUGCCGGGUGAGGAUGGAAGAGACGGUUAUGGACCUGCAGGACCUAAAGGUGUAAAGGGAGAUCCUGGUUUCCCUGGUUAUCCCGGUCUGAUGGGUGAGGACGGUCUGCAGGGACCUAAAGGACUUCCAGGACGUAAAGGGAACCUAGGUCGAGGCGGAAACUCAGGACGGCCGGGAGAUUCAGGGAUUGCUGGAGAUCCAGGAUAUGCAGGACACAGGGGUCCCAGAGGUCCUCCAGGUGUCAAAGGCAUGACUGAGUGUCAGCUCAUCACCUACAUCAGAGACAACUGUGCUUGUUCCAUCGGUCAGUCGCUGUGUCCGGCCUACCCCACUGAGCUGGUGUUUGGUCUGGACAUGUCCGACGAUGUGACGCCAGCCGCCUUCGAGAGACAGCGCUCGGCCCUCCUGUCCCUGCUGGAAGACGUUAACAUCGCCGAGAGCAACUGUCCGACGGGCGCUCGCGUGGCCGUGGUGGGAUACAACGCCUACACCAAGUACCUGAUCCGCUUCCAGGACUACCGCCGCAAGACUCAGCUGGAAGACGCCGUGAGGAACAUCGCCCUGGAGAGGACGUCCAACAAGCGUCACCUGGGCGCCACCAUGCACUUCGUAGCUCAGAACGUCUUCAAGCGCGUCCGAGCAGGGAUGGUGAUGAGGAAGGUGGCGGUCUUCUUCUCCAACGGGCCGUCGCAGGAGGUUAAUGACAUCACAGGCGCCGUGAUGGAGUACCGGGGGCUCGACAUCAUCCCAGCAGUCAUCUCUCUGAGGAACGCCCCCGCUAUCAGUCGAGCGUUGGAGGUUGACGACACUGGAAACUCUAUCUUCAUGGUGUUGGGGAGGCAGCAGGACCAAGCUGCUGAUCUGAGGAAGAUCAAGAACUGUGCAAUCUGUUACGACCCGUGCAGACGUCCAGACGAGUGCUCCUUCAUCCAGGAGCCGGUGCGUCCUCAGGAGGUGGACGUGGACCUGGUCAUGGUGGCCGACAGCUCCAGGGAGAUGCAGGCCGACCAGUACGCCGGCGUAAAGCAGCUGCUGGGUUCUAUAGUGGAGCAGCUGGCUGUGAGCCCUCAGCCCCGCAGAGCCGGCAACCGGGCCCGAGUGGCCGUGGUCCAGCAGAGCGGCUCCCGGUCCGCCAAUGUGGAGUUCAAUCUACAGACCUACCAGAACCAGGAGCUGAUGAAGGCUCACCUGAUCCAGAAGAUGCAGCAGCAGGGCGGCUCCUCGGCGCUGGGAUGGACGCUGGACUACACCCUGAAGCAGGUGCUGCUGAAGGCCGGCCAGCCGUCCAGGAGGAAGGCUCUGCUGGCCGUGGUGGGAACCCCGACAGCCUGGGAGGACCAGGCCAGGCUGCACUACGUCUCCCAGAAGGCCAAGUGCGAGGGGGUGGCGCUGUUCGUGGUGACGGUCGGCGAUCACUACAACCGGACGCAGGUGGAGGAGCUGGCCAGUCUGCCGCUACAGCAGCACCUGAUCCACGUCAGCAGACUGAAGGCUGGCGAGCAGGACUACGCCCAGCGCUUCUUCAGAGUCUUCCUGUCCGCCUUCAGCAAGGGAAUGAACACGUAUCCUCCUCCCUCUUUAAAACGGACAUGUGACGAGCUGAGCAGCCAAGAUGAAGGACAGAUAUUCAUAGCAGGUCAGGGCUCUGCUACGUUGGGGGAGGAGGAGACGUUUCAGGAGCACCGAGGACAGACUCAGACCGGACAGCUGGACAUCAUCGAGACUCUAACCAGAAGAGACGGACAGAGACUCCACCUCAGCGGCCGGUGUCAGCUGGAUUCUGACUCUGGCAUCCAGUGUGCCGACUUUGUCCAAGUAUGGUUCUUUGACAAACACAUCGGUGCAUGCUCUCCCUUCUGGUACGGCGGUUGCGGCGGCAACGCCAACCGCUUUAACACAGAACAUGAAUGUUUCCGGACAUGUGUCGCCCACAAUCCAAACAUCGUGCUGAAGACGCAGCUCGCCAGCUUCGUCUCUAAAGACGCCUGCUUCCUCAGCCAGGACCAGGGCGGCUGCCAGAACUACACCAUGAUGUGGUUCUUCGACACCGAGCAGAACGAAUGCUCUCGGUUCUGGUACGGCGGCUGCGGCGGCAACGAGAACCGCUUCAAGACACAAGAGGAGUGCGAGAACCUGUGUCUGACGAAGAGUCGGUGAAGAGGAGGAGAUACCGCAGCUGUACACUCAUAAUGUAUCAGGAAAACUUCAGUAAACAUGCGUCUUCAAGGAAAAAGGCCGAGGUGACUGUAUGAACUCUGUAAGUGCAGCUUGCUGUGGUAGACAGUUACACUCUUUACUGCCUUCAGGGAAACUGUUCAGUCAGCAGCUGCCCACUGAGGAGCUUCCAGUCGUUCAUCUGCAGGAAAAGUUUCCUCUGUCUUUGUUUCCACCUUGGACAUGCAUGUUUGAUCCCCUCACAGCUCAGCUUUCUGCUGCUGGACUCCACAUGGCCGACACUCUUCGCAGCUGUUCAACUCCUCUUCCAGGUUCUUUUUGUAUUUUCUCCGGAUCAGGUGCUAUUUUUUACAAAGCGGGUGAUGUAAAAACAGGAUUGUUAAGACUUGAAUUGAAUGUUUGAAGGAAUCACACCAGAAAUGGCCGACAUUAAAGAGUGUUACUGUUAA